Messenger RNA from Pteropus alecto (black flying fox), 765 nucleotides. RefSeq names its product 60S ribosomal protein L32. Gene Ontology annotation, molecular function: structural constituent of ribosome. The transcript has 3 exons. NCBI's taxonomy places the organism in Eukaryota, Metazoa, Chordata, Mammalia, Chiroptera, Pteropodidae. The coding region runs from base 1 to 765 and encodes 254 amino acids. The record is from RefSeq and is a predicted model, not a curated record. Gene Ontology annotation, cellular component: cytosolic large ribosomal subunit; ribosome. Gene Ontology annotation, biological process: translation.
AUGGCAGGAAAAUUAGAAGCAGUAGAGUCACGAGCAUCAGACCCUGCAGCAAAAGAAACAGGGUGUGACAAUUCAAAAAAAGACAAACAUUUCUGCAGUGAAGGGAUCCUUGUGAAGAAGGCAAACAUGUGGACUGCUGGGAGAAACAAGAUAUUUGAUAGACUUGUAGAAUUCCAGAUCAAACUUGUGGCCUCAGCAUCUCUGGCAAGUGAACUAAUUGCUCAGAUGACGUGUGCUUUCAAAGAUCCAUUAACCACAGAUGCCACUAGAGUGCCACUGACUUGUGGAAUUCUGGAUAAUCUCUUCACCAACAGCAUCUACUACAACACUGCCUACAGAGGUGGCCGCCAUCUCCUGUUCGGCAUCAUAGGUGUGCUCAGGCCCCUCAUGAAGCCAAAGACUGUCGGAAAGAAGACCAAGAAAUUCAUCCAGCACUGGUUAAUCAAAAUUAAGUGCAACUGGCAGAAACCCACAUGCAUUGACAGUAGUGUGCACAGAAGAUUCAAGGGCCAGAUCCUGAUGCCCAACAUUGGUUAUGGGAAUAACAAGAAAACAAAACACAUGCUGCCCAGUGGCUUUCAGAAGUUCCUGGUCCACAAUGUCAAGGAGCUUGAAGUGCCGCUGGCGUGGAACAAAUCUUACUGUGCUGAGACGGCUCACAAUGGCUCCUCAAAGAACCGCAAAGCCAUUGUAGGAAAAGCAGCCCAGCCGGCCAUUGGGGUCACCAAUCCCAAUGCCAGGCAGCGCAGCAAAGAAAAUGAAUAA